AUGGCCCCGCACACCACGGACAUGAAUGCCCGCGAUGUCGCCGCUCGUGGCGCUCUGAUGAAUAGCUGGACGUCAGUCAAUGCGCCACCGUUUCCCUUGCCUGGUAUCUCCGCCUCGCACGGGCGGUCUUCGUCAGUCCAUGAACUUCACGAAAGGCACGAUCACUGCCCAGAAUCUCUGCUUUGCCUCUUGGAUACGCAUCAACGGCCUCCAUAUCCCACCGCAUUGAUAAUUCGUGCCGCCAUUCUAGGAAGCAGGGAGCGGCGUCUGGCGCUAACCGACAUAUUCACGGCCAUCCAAGAGAAAUACCCUUACUUCAGAGCCAGCUCGGCAGAACGAACUAUGAAGCAAGCAGUUGAGUUCGAGCUCUCCAUACAUGACAUGUUUCGACGACAGAAGGCGACACCCGACGGCCCUUGGUUGUGGAAAGUGGAUUUAGGCGUCCACAUACCCUCGCUACAUUGUCACUCGUCGGGGGAGCAUGUUGGCAUAGGGGCACAUGGUGUCAAUGAGGGAUCGCCAUCAUUUUGUUGCCAGCGCCGGGCGCGUUCUCCUCUCGGCGCCGAAACGCCAUGCUCACCAUCACACCAAUUCUCGCCGCCACCCAGAGAUCCUACCCCCUUAGCUGCGAUCGAGAGUCUAGUCGGUUCUGUCGAGGUAGAAGAAGCUCACAUACCGAGCUGGAGACCUUCAGUUCGCGAUAUUCGCUUGCUUCUUGAGGACGACACACAUCCGCGCCAUCCUGGCUGUCCGGACGCCCUCAGUUGCCUCGAGGAUAUGCUGGUCGAACCUCGUUAUACUGUCCCCGUUAUGAUACGCUGUACUAUCCUUAGUGCAAGCGACCGCAAGCUAUCGACGCAUCAAAUUUGCGAAACGCUCAAGAUCAAGUACCCCUACUUCCAAUCGCGCGACGCCGAGCGCAAGCUGAACAAGGAUGUACGAAAGAACUUAAGUAAAUGUCCGUUGUUCGUGAGGACUUCGGAGAAGUGUCGCAGCCCAGGAUCAGCCAACAACGAUGUCGCUCGUCAUCCCUCGGCGUCGUUUUGGACAGUGGACCUUUCCGUCAGGGUAGCAAUGAUCUAUACUCCCAAUCCAUGUGCAGCGAGUCGCACUGCUCGUCGUCAAAGCGCGGAGUAG
This is a messenger RNA of Peniophora sp. CBMAI 1063, 1137 nucleotides long. The record is from the annotation of a GenBank genome assembly. NCBI's taxonomy places the organism in Eukaryota, Fungi, Basidiomycota, Agaricomycetes, Russulales, Peniophoraceae.